AUGGACAAUUUUAUCCAGCACGCUGUUAAAGCUGUUCUAGUGCUCCUACGGCCAUUUGCCAUUGAAGAUGCGAUGCAACUGUGUGUUGAGGCCAAGGCCGCCCACUGGCACUCACCGCAGUGGCAUAAGCACCAUCACAUUUUGCAGCGCAAGCUAGCCAUGAUUCGUGGUGGUUUGGGCGGAAGGCAGGAUGCAAGUGGACCAAUCCAGACGAAAGUGGAGUUUCCAUGCUGGGCAGGAACAGUGGAGACGGCAAUAUCAGUAGGCCGACUUGCUGCGAAAACACCGCAAGCAUUUGGAUCGGCUGGAUCGCAAAAGGAGAAUGCAGCAGGUAAUAAAGUUGAUCCUGCAUGUAAUGACCUAUUGAAAGCAUGGACGAUUUUGGAUCCACAAUUGCCACAAGUUGUUCGGAGCGCACUUUUUAGCGGGGGAUCACCAGAAGAUGUUGAUGACCAGAUUUACACGCUACAAAAGUCUCUCGAGCCUCCUCGAAGUGCUGGGGAAAACGAGCACUUUGCCGGCUACUUAGUUGCCAAGGCAGCCCUUGCACAACGUUAUUUCCCCUUGGCUAGAGUUAUGACGAAAGCGUUGGAAAGGUGGCAGGCUGGCACCACGAGCGUCACUGUGCUACAGCGGAUGUUGGAGACCGAGACAGAGCUGCGCCUGCGUGAAUUUCUCUGUGAGCUCGGCCAUCAGGAAGGUACAGGCUUUUCUCCUCCAACUGACUUUUCUUUGCUCUCUGCCUCGGCUCGCGAGCCAUGCCCAAUCCCGGAUCUUCGAGUGCAAGCCGUCCGUCGCCUGGACGAAUGCCUUACUGCUCUCGCUCAUGUUAGUGAGAAUGGAGAUCUGGUGGAAAUUUGUGUUGCUACCAUGUGGAACAUCGCAAGGCCGUGCCUAGGUCCAGACACGCGGCGCCACAUUUAUAGAAGCCUGCAGAAGGCUAGUAAUGCACUGGAUCGUUGUCAAUCAAGCCACAUGUCACUUCGAGUGCACCUUUUCCAUCAACUGGCACAGUGCGAAGUUGAAGAGGAACUUUUUAAGGCAGCGCAAGCAACUGUAAACAGGGCGCUGAAAAUCGAACGCAGCUAUUGUCCUGUUGUCUACCACGGAAGUGAACUAGCAUCAGCCAGUCAACCUGCUACAAGUGUGGUAGAUAAUCCAGUUUUGGCAACUACUUGCGCUCUCGAAAGCGACUCAAGCCUCACGCAGCUGGCGAACUCGCGGCCGCUAAGUUUAUCGUUAGAAAGAAUGGCCCAGGCAGUCAGCCAACUAACUGUGGCAGUGGGACACUCUAGUCCUUUGGAACAGAUUCAGAACAUAGCGUUUGGCGGCAGGCACGAUCAACCAAUUGGCGAGAUAAUUGAAAUUGCAGAAGACCUUCGCCGAAGAGCACUUCACCUGCUGGCUGACGAAGAGAGCAAAAGCUGUAGCCGCCAGCUUCGGGUGGAGCCACACAACAUAAACAAGCGAGCGGCCGGUUCAUCACAACAAGCUAGGGCUUCUGUUCAUGCAAAAAGAAUGCUCUCCGUGCAAGGGGAAAGCAUGGUUAAAAAGAUAAUAGCAUCAUACGGUCAUUUAGUCGACCGCGCGCAAGAAGUUGGGGAUGAUCGAGCCACAGAGAGAGCUGCAACUGUGCUUCUCUCUAUGGUCCAUGGAACUGAAAAGUGCUUGGAUCCAACAGCGCUCAAUUUCGAUUCGCACGAAACGAUGGCUCCCGUGGACGUGCGCGUACGGCUUACGCCGCCGCUCGAAACUGAAAUGGCUGUGAACAUCAUCGAGGCUGCCUACGCUCUGGCGCUAUGCUGCAGCAAGCUGAAGGCAUCAAGCAGCUCCGGGAAUGCGGAAUCUGGUGCCAAUGGGCCAGCAUUUGAGGAGAGCGAUAAUUUAUUAGAAGAGCCUCCCCUGCUGUCCAAGGAAAGCGGCAGUGGCAGUGCUUCAGUCAUAAAGCCAGGCGAUAAUGUGCUUUCGGAGGAGCAAAGAGUCCACAAUCUACUUUUGUUUGGGGCGAGGCUCAGGCACUUCAAGACUUUGGAUUGGUUCAAGAGUUCUGCUCAAAGGUUCCACUAUGGCACACCUCGAGCAGGCGAAAGAUUUUCGAAGGCAAUUUUGGAAAAAGAAGCUUCAACCAAGGAACAACUAUUAUUGCAGUGUGGGGAUUUGCUGUGGUCUGCCGCCACUACCAUGGCUGCACCCACUUCUGCGGGGCCAGCCGAAUCGGUUGAAUUGCUGAAGACGGAGCUGUGGACUCGCCUUGCAGCUGCAUCGCUCUCUGUAAAUUGCACAACCGUCCAAGGUCUAUCAGUAGCUUACGCCUUCCAAGCGCUGGGGGGAAAGUGUUGUGCAGUGCCGUACAAAAUUCCUUCCAGUGUAAGCUAUCAACUGCAACUCUGGAGGGGCGUGGCACAUGUUCUGGCCGGUUUAGCUCUUCUUGCUACAGACUUUACGACGGAAGGAAACAUGUGGGCAAUACGCCACCUGCUUCAGGCUUGUGAAUACGGGAAAGAGGCUAAUUGCGUGUCCUUGCUUCUUUUUGCCGCAAAGGCACUGUGGAAUGCGGCCGCACCAGUAUUGGGCGACGAGCGUAAUGGGGAACACGCGUAUUUGGCAGUAAAAGCCGCUCUAUACACUAUCCCCACCAGUUAUCGUCCUGUUGCGACAACUUUGAUAACUCGCAUGUGCAUGGGACUCCUUUGGUCCCUGCCUUAUGCCAGGAAGUGGGAUGAACUCUUCCGCACCGCCGAAGCUGCCGUGCUGCUGGUGCCCAAAGUGCUGCACACAGCCCUAAUGAAAUUGCAGAUCCUCGCUCUGACCCGCACAGAAAUGCCUGAUUUGUUCCCUGCAGUAUGCAGUCUGGCAAGAAGCGAACCUUCGAGCGAGGCUGACUUGUUACUGUGCUUUGCUCGACUUGCUCAAAAAACCUCUGGAGUUACCUCCAUGGUAAUGGAAGCUUACGAAGGGGCUCUCAAUUUGUUUGAAAACGAUAAGGACCCCCACGGAAUCGUUGUCCACUUGGAACUUGCAGAGUGGCUUCUUAGCAUGCGACGCUCCUGGGCAAAGGCCAGUUCCCAUAUUCGUGCGGCGUUGGAUCUGCUUAAGAGAGUGGAAUGCCGACAAGAAUGUUGGUUACCACGGGACAACCAAGGGGCAGACUCUGACGCUCAAACAGAUGCAGCAGCAUCCUCAACAGGCUUUAUGAGCCUAAGUGGCACUGUAAUUAGGCUUGACCAAUUGCUUCUACUGCAAGCACAGGCUCUCAAGCUUUUCUAUUCUCCCGACACAUCAGAGACUGCCGAUGCGAUGCGACAAAUUGUCAACCUCUCUUCUGAAAUGCUUGAGCCAUCUACUCGCAGCCCCUCAGAAAAGGCUAGUGGGCAAGAUGGAAUUAUUGGAGGGGAGGAAAACGGUACCGUCGGGUCUCCUAAAGACCACGCAGAACUUGAUCCUUGGGCGUCCACAAGCCUAUACGAGCCAAUUCGUCUCGGGCGUUUCGGUUCACGCGGGAACUGCUCAACUGCUGCAGAAGGCUCAUGGAUAAAGAGGGCCGAAAGAGGGCAAUCGGGAGAUAAAGGAGACCUGGCAUCUCUCCUGAAAUCUCGAGCGCACAGGAAUGCGGGGACUAUCCGGGAUACCUUGCUGUGGUCCACCAGCCUCACUUUAGCAUUCCGCCUUCUGAGUAAAACUGAGGCCCACCUAUUUGAGCUUGGAUUGGAAGCAUGGGCCCUCCGGCUCACGAGACUACGAGCGGGCGUUACAGAGGCAUUCCUUUUGUUGUCCCUACAGUCAAAUAGUUCCACAUCUUGUGUUAGUGGGACUGGGAGCGUGCACCCAGCGGUGUCGCUUCUCGAAGCUUCGUUCAACAUCCAGGUCUUCAGAGGAGCUGUUGCGUGCCGCUUUUUAGAUGAGGCGCACAAACUACAACCGUUUUUCUCUCCGUCGGCCCUUCGUGGGUGGGUAGCAGCCCUCAGCCCGGCAACCGAAGCAGGUGAAGGCUUUUCAACAGCUAUGGGCCGGCAAGCUUGUUGCUUCUCCGUUGUAACCCUUCACCGUACAUGCUGCCUCAUUUCCAUUGGGGAGUUGCUGAUCACUUUGGGAGAACAGUGCUUGCUCAUUGGGGAACUUGGCGUUAGCUCCCUGUUGGGGUCUGCAGCCUCACUGUACUUACCCAGCCCUCAGGUUUUGAAAGAGUGCAAUCCUAACAUAUAUGCGAGACAGAUAGCCAUGCUGGCGACCUCCCGUUUCCGACAAGGCGAUGUUGAUGGCUCGCUGCAACUGCUUGACACAGUUACAAAUUGGCCAAAUGCUCCUCAACUUGAGCUCCCAGUCGGCCUUGACGUUGCUGAAGCUCUGUGGGGGCUCGACCUGGAAGCAAAAGCAGUCCUAGACUUCGUUGCUCACGGCAAAAAAGACCUCGCUCAUCAAUCUGCCGUAGCAUGGGCUGAUAUGAUUGCCGUAGCUAGUGCCCAGUUGGUUAGCUUUCGCCAUCAACUUCAGCUGGUUACGCUUGAAUUUUGGAGAGCAGACAUACAUGAAGUGCUAGGCGACUCUCAACCAGCUUUUGCACGGACUAGUGGAAUUGUAACGUCGUCGGAAGUUGCCCACUCCAGCGACGCCGAAGCUUCUGCAGAUGAAAAGCGCCGUGUACUCCAACAGUGGCUGUAUGAAAGCCAGUGCGAAGACGCACUGUCGUCCUCGCAGAUGAAAUCUCAACAACAGUGUCUUGAAAACGCUGUUCAGGAACUUGAAGCCAUGCGAACCGUUGGCCUCUGCCGUCGGCAAGCUGACAAGAAAUAUAACUGCGGCGAAAUAUGGGGCAAGUCCCUGCUUGACGUCCAGUGGGCAUGCCAGUGUGCCAUGUUGAGGCAUCAACUGUCACUUCUACAAGCACGCCAAAGAAUAAUUGCACAGGGAAGAGAACUGCAAGGCCUGUGCCCCUGGAUACACGAUGCGACAGAGCACCCGGAGAACCGAGAGCUGUGGAUCGAAGAUAUCCGAAGCGCUGUUGCUCUAGCGGAUAAGACCCCAAAAGGGCAACAGAGAUCGUUGAACUACCUUUCUGGUGCAUUAACAAGGGACUCUCAAGAAGGCCGCCAUCAUUGUAUUGCAGCUCCUGAGCUAGAACAAACCUUCCUGUCCUGUAUUGUCAGUGGCCAUCUCACUGAGGCCACUUUCCUGGGAGAGGAACUAAUAAACAACGUGUUCGGAAAUGGGAAUUCAGAACAGCUGGACCGAGGGUUCGCUGCCAUCGCCACUUUGCAGGCAGCCCAAGUUGCUCAGGCCUCAAAGCUGCUGCAGCUGCAGUUUACGGAUCCUCAAAUGGCCGAAAGCGUUAUGACACAAGAGCUGAGAAUACUGGAGGACUACUGGAGAGAAGCAGGAGCCGUGCCCCAAACGCAAGUUAUCAGAAGGGUGCUCGAUUCCCGCAUCGGUUUCGUCCACAUGACAACCCUUGCCGAAUUGACGCCAUCAACUAUUCUAAAUUCUUGGCUACCGCGCAACUGUUGCGUUGUUUGCCUUCACUGCGCAAGGGGAUUUGUCUUUUUUGCGGCGGCUUGUCCGUCGAUUCAGUCAGAUGGGUCUCUGACAACGUGGCGCUACUUUUUGAAGCGGCGUGCACUUCCAGAAUGCUUACUACUCAAAAAUUGGAGUGUGUCUGCAACCGAGGAACCGUUAGAAAACGCAGCUACCCCCAACACUUCGUUUCCAUCAUAUUGCACUUACCCUCGCCAGGUACACGCUAUCCUCGGAGAUCUUUUUGACGCCCUCGCUGCACAGAUGCUAUACUGGUCUUUGACGUCAAUGCUUAACCAGGGACAACCAGCUACCCUUGGCGAGUCAAAGAGCCACCUCUUAUUACUGCCUGACAUUCGCUUGUCUCACUUCCCUUUUGAGCGAUUGCCGACCUUGAAGCGGCUCUUUGGACACCGUAUAAGUAGGGACUUCAGCUUGCAUAUGUUCGCACGCCGGAUGCAGCACCAUGAAUCAGCAUUUGCUUCUUCACAUCCCCGGAAAACAGUACCGGAAAUGCACACUGGAUUUGGCCGAGAGUCAAUGAUAUUGCUGCCGGAGUCGACAAUGUAUCCAAACCUCCAAAACAGGGUGGAAGGCGAGCUCCAGCCAGGGACAGAAGAAGCUCAGAUGGAUCUGCUCCCCGUUGAAGACGAAAAUCCACCAGCUACGGAUUUUGAAAGCCCCAGCGCUCUACCACCAAAGACCGUUAUAUCACCGCUUGUUGCACCUCCUAGCUGUCCCAACCGUGAUUGGCGUCGUGCUGUUGUUGCAGAGUUAGCGGCAAUCAAAAAGUCUGCAACUGGGGAUGCAUGCCCUGGACUUCCCCCAUGCACUAGCUUUGUUCCCGAGCUUCUCUGCUCCAAAUCACCUCAGGUUGCCUGGAUUCCGUCUCUGGACCGCAUGGUGCAGAGAUGUCAAGACCUUAAUUAUGUGUUUGCUGGGAUGAAUUUGGGACAUAUUUCUCUGCUUGGCCUGGUCCCCAUGGGACGGGAACAGCCACAACUCGAACAUGGUACAGACGUUUGCCGCUUCCCAGAAUUUACCCAUUAUUGCCAAGAACAGAGAGUUCUGGGGCUUUCAAAGGGAGCCGAAACUAUUCUCAUGCUCAGCAUAAGAGGAGUAGGGACGGUUGUUGCCGUUGACGCAAUUCUAACUGAUGAGCAGGAGGCGGACCUAACAAAGCGAUUUUUAGCCGAGGUUGCAGGUUCUCAGGUGCAAAUUUGCUCUGCUCUGGAGUCACUUUCCGGGUCAUCCGUGGAAGGGGGAAGAGCGCGCUUAUCCACAAAACGCCACCCACAACACAAAAUAGAACCAUCAGAAAAUGAACGCUUUAGUUCUGAACUUCCUGAAUACAGGUUCGGAACAGAAAAUUCAGAAAAGGAAGGUUUGGCGGGAGGCAUCCGAAUCUAUGGGCUUCCGUGGAUCGGUCGCUUAGCAUCCCAAAAGAAUGCCGUAAAGGCGGAACUCCAGAAGGCUCCCUCGCAGCGCGGUCGGAAAUAA
This is a messenger RNA of Eimeria maxima, 7008 nucleotides long. RefSeq lists its product as hypothetical. The record is from RefSeq and is a predicted model, not a curated record. The transcript has 17 exons. Bases 1 to 7008 code for a protein of 2335 amino acids. Lineage: Eukaryota; Apicomplexa; Conoidasida; Eucoccidiorida; Eimeriidae. Gene Ontology annotation, biological process: cilium movement involved in cell motility; axoneme assembly.